Messenger RNA from Paramuricea clavata, 1106 nucleotides. Lineage: Eukaryota; Metazoa; Cnidaria; Anthozoa; Malacalcyonacea; Plexauridae. The record is from the annotation of a GenBank genome assembly.
AUGUCAGUUCCAAAUUUCGAAGAAAUUAAUUUUAAGGAUUAUCCAAAUUGCGCUAUAUUUGGAGCCGUUGCAGGGAGUUUGGGAACGUUGGUCAUGUUUAUAAGUGGCUUUUGUAUUUAUAAGAGGUAAGGGAUGAAAUCAUCAACUUUGCAGGUCAUCAUGGUCUCUGCAGGUAUCUCUUGACUUUAGUUUAUUCUCUUUUGCCAGCCUGCGCAUGCCUGUAUAACCCAAUAUAGCACUGGCAACCUAUGCUUUACUUUAAUUUUAUUUCCUCUGAUGAACUUGUUCAGCCGGCAUGGUGGAUUUAGUACAGCUAAUAGAUCAAGCGUCGCGAGGCAAUCACAGCCCGCUAUGGUAACCGCGGAAUUGAAACAUGAAGAUGGUUAGCAAUAUAGUCUGCAUAGGUACACCACUUCAGUGCAUGAAUUUUUUAAUUUUAUUAUUGACAAUGGUCAAGACGAAAUUACGAAAAUGCUGUUAUAAACUAUCCAUAGUCAGUACUAUAGGUGUACGUUAGAUUCGGGAGUUCUGCUGUUACCUCAAUGCGCCCCUGCAGCUACUAAGUGUCUAAGUAUAAGCUAUAGAGCACGCAGCCAAUUAAAGCAGUUUUUGCAGUUGAUAUGUUGUACUGCAUGUAAUACACGAAAAAGCUUUGCAUGUACAAUAACCAAUAUAUUGAAGUUCGUACCACUAUUAAUUUCCCAAUUUUCAGAUGGUUGAAAUGGAGAGAACGUUAUAAAAAGGCGAGAAGAUUAAAACGUCGUAAACGAUCAGUGCCUGUUGAGAAUGUUUUGUCACCGCGGAUGAGUGAACACAAUUCUGAGCCGAUUUACGAGGACAUCACUGCAGUUGAUAGACUGGCGGAUACUUCGCAUAUUUAUCAACAUUUUGCUGAACUUUCCCCAGUGGAUCUGCCCCCACCUGUGCCUGCUUUGUAUUCCAAUAUGACAUUUUCUACCAUCUCACAAGACACUCAGUCGCUACCUGACACAGUGGUAGAGGGAGAGGGAAGUGAAGCUCCUACGAACAUAAUUCCGCCCUAUAUCUCAAGAUAUGAUAGUCUAGUUACUUGGUUGAAAAAUAUGUCCACUGGUGUCCAGGAAUAG